This is a messenger RNA of Stereum hirsutum FP-91666 SS1, 2076 nucleotides long. RefSeq lists its product as uncharacterized. Gene Ontology annotation, molecular function: protein binding. The transcript has a single exon. The coding region runs from base 1 to 2076 and encodes 691 amino acids. The record is from RefSeq and is a predicted model, not a curated record. NCBI's taxonomy places the organism in Eukaryota, Fungi, Basidiomycota, Agaricomycetes, Russulales, Stereaceae.
AUGCGCAUACCGCCUCGAAACUUUCUCUUGCCCCUUCGUCAUCACGGCCUAUCGCUCGCACGUCUCCCAUCACAACCUCGUACUCGAAGUUUACUCUCUGCGCUCUUUUCUUCGGCCCCUCCUGACCACCAUGAUGGUGCUGAACACAAGACUAAACGCUUGAAAAUUGUCACGGACGAACCGAACCAUGCUCGCCUUUUCCUGAUUGAUGAAUCUACCAGACCACCACAGAACGUAGAUGAUGUCGCAGAUCCAGAGUACUCCGAAGGCGUAGCAGACGAAGACACCACAGGCGAUCCUCAGGACGUCCAAUUGGGAAGGAUGCACAGGACCCUACGCAACUUCCAUUCACGACUGCGACUGAACCGACCCGAGCAGGCCACGGAGUACUUGCAACAGCGUUUAGCAGCGAAUGCCUUUCCGGUUCACUUUGUCCGUUUUAGAGUGUACGAAAAGGCCAUUCAUACGCUGCUUGACCGUGCGUCUUUGGGCCCUGCCAUCUCCCUUUUCAAUUCCAUGCUCGGGGACACAGCAACCCCGUCCAGCCUUCUUCGCGCAAAGAUGACAUCGCUCAUCUACCUCAGAGAUGCGACUGCCCCUGCCCGCGCACCAGAGGGACUCGUCGACGCGCUUUCCCACAUAUUGGCACUAUCAUCCUUCACUCAACAACGCCUCGUUGAUCUUCUCGAGUACCUCAACAAGGUUCUGGAUGUCCAGGUUGGGGUGUUGAACGGCGUCGUCCAUUGUUGGCGGGAGUCUCGUCCAACAACACGUCUGACCACCGCCACGAUCAACAAACUCAUCAGCCUCGCUGUACGCCUCGACUCGUUGGAUGUGGCGGAGCAGUGGUUGGACGUCCACGAGUCAGACCUUACGUCGGAAACCCAACCACAGGAUCAUACGAAGACCGUGUACCAUGCCGUGGCACCAUAUACGACCAUGAUCAGCGAGCUGGACGAAAUCGGCGCCCUUACACCGGAGAUUCUCGACUCUACGCUGCAGCGCAUGGACGAACGGCAGGUGGAACCGGAUCUCCCCUUGUUCAAUACGCUCAUCAGCACCUACGUUCGCGCUCAAGACAUGCACAAGGUGUGGGCCAUCUACGAUUUUCUCAUCCUCAAGCGCUCUGCCGAGGUUAUGCCGGACUCGUUCACCUAUGGGACGUUGUUCAACUCCCUCUACACCCAUACACCCAGCAACAGACGACGUGCUCGUCUUCGCGGCGUUCGCCAAUCCGAGAACGCUCGUGAUCCUAGGCAGCUAUUCCGCGAAAUGAUGCAGAGCCACACUCUUGCAACUUUCGGUCGUCCGUCCACUCGUUCCCCUGUUCUGAACACCGCCGCUCUCAACGUAGCGCUCCGUACGCUCGUACAUACCUGCGAUUAUCUUGCCGCGGCAGUCUGCCUUCAGACGUUCGAGGACUGCAAAAUCCCAGUUGAUACGAAGACCUUCCGCAUCAUCCUCGUUGGCCUCCUGGGUCGCGUUCGAUCUCACCUCCGCGUAGUCGACGAAUCGGACCGGUGGGUGGAUAGAUUCCUCCCCGGACUCGAUUACCUCGAUCCAAAUGACAUUCGUAUCGAAAUGGUGGGCACCCUGCUCGAAAUCGCCGUCCACCAGAUGUCUCAAAACAGCCGUGGCGCUUCUUCCACUUCCCAAACACAUUGUUUACCUUCGGUCGCGGCGAUUCUUACAGGCGGUGAACCAUCGAAACAACCCUACGAUAUACGCCCUCUUGGCUUCUUAUUGCGCAGAGCUGCGUACGCGAAUAUGGACCAUGGGAAGGGUGUGUCAAGGGGCAUCGUCGACAAUGCUUUGAAGGAGUUGAAGGCUGAUCUCGUACCGAAGCUGUCGGUCCAGGAGCAGCUAUUGCUGUCGAGAUUUCGGUCACAGCUGAUGGCACAGAAGAAAGCAGCUCGUGCCAAGUCCAGUGGCAAAGGCCUGGCCAAUAAUGGUGACCUCUCUGAGGCGGAAGCUACAAACAAGGAACCUGGGUCGAGCCGUGGUGAGGUUGAGUUACAAGAGAAUAUGGUCGAUGAUGAGGAUGGCAGACUUGUACCGGGAGGUAGUGGAUGUUGA